AUGGCAGUGAAUUUUUCAGAGGGUAUCUUUAAAUAUACAACAAUUCCAGAUUCAAAAACUGCCAAAAUAGGAAAUGCGAUUGAUAAGGAAACAUGCAAUUCUGGGAUUUUGGAUGUUAACUACUCUCAUCCAGUUAAAAUCCCAGAGUACGCAUACCAUGAUAAUGUUAAAUACGAGAUUGUUGAAAUAGGCAUUUCGGCCUUCAGAUACUGUAGGUAUAUUCCUAAAGUCACGAUUCCUCCAACAAUAAUAACUAUUAAUUAUUGGGCUUUCGAUUGGCUCAUUUCUUGCAAAGAAUUUGUAUUUCUUCCUGGGAGUAAAUUGACUACCAUUGUUUCCGGGGCAUUCAGUAGAUGCUAUUCCAUUACUACACUAGUCCUUCCUAAUACGGUGCGCUCUAUCUCGGACUAUGGCCUUGCUUAUUUGGGUUCUUUGAAAACUUUGUAUAUUUGUGGAAAUCCUUCGAUUUCUGAAGACAUAUUUUGGGAUACUGUGAAAGACGAAGGUGAUGUUGUAGCUCCAAGUGAUUUACAGAUAUAUGUUCCUUUUGAGUUUACUGGAACUUCAACAUAUAGAAAUUUUACAAAGACAUAUUUUAACAAAGUUUGCGAUUUCACUAUCAAAUGCAAAACAUGCUUUGAUUGUACUCUCGAUUUGCAUUUAGCAACUCUUUUCACUAUUAUUUUCAUUUCUGUUUAA
Trichomonas vaginalis G3 is the source of this 699-nucleotide messenger RNA. RefSeq names its product ribonuclease inhibitor domain-containing protein. The record is from RefSeq and is a predicted model, not a curated record. The coding region runs from base 1 to 699 and encodes 232 amino acids. Lineage: Eukaryota; Parabasalia; Trichomonadida; Trichomonadidae. The transcript has a single exon.